Frankliniella occidentalis (western flower thrips) is the source of this 485-nucleotide messenger RNA. RefSeq lists its product as uncharacterized. NCBI's taxonomy places the organism in Eukaryota, Metazoa, Arthropoda, Insecta, Thysanoptera, Thripidae. The transcript has 2 exons. The coding region runs from base 108 to 365 and encodes 85 amino acids. The record is from RefSeq and is a predicted model, not a curated record.
CGUGCCACCGCCGGGCAACAGUCGUCCGCAGCUCUCGACCCGCUCCCAGAGAAACCUCGACGGUUUGGAUCCCAAAAGCUGACACAUCUCCACACCCGCAAGCAAAAAUGUCGACCAAAGUCAUGUUGAUCGUCGCACUGCUCGCCAUCGCGCUGGUGUUCGCCCAGGCCAUGCCGCCCCAGAGCCUCCUCCAGCCCACAGAGUCGUCGACGGCAACCUCGUCGACACCCGUGAACGGCGACGGCGGCAACGGCGGCACCGGCGGCUGGUGCUGGAGCGGCUCGUCGUGCAAAGAGGGCUGCCAACGGGCGGGCUUCCCCUCGGGCUACUGCUUCGUCUUCCGCUGCUACUGCAGCAACGAGUAGGGGCGGCGCACCAGCCUCGACUCGACUCCUCGACCAGCGGCCGAGAAGAAUCUCACCCCAGUAAUCUCAAAACUUGUGCGACGGACGGAAAUGCUUGAAAUACACGUGUGAAGUGUCAAA